AUGAGCAGACGUCAGAACACAGACCCUCGCGUCUUCAUGAGAGGGAACCAGCCCAGAAAGCAGAGGGCAGGUCUCAACACUACCAGAAACCCAGAGGAGAUGCCCUUUAACCCGGCGUCCCACAGGUUUCAGAGACAGACGGAAGAGCAGAAGGCCAAGAGCUCAGCAGAAGCAAAGAUUAGGAAGAGUGAGGAGAAACUCUUCAGCGUCAAAGUGAUCUCGCAGCAGGAUUUGAGGUUCGCCAGAGAAGAUCUAGAAGAGCAGAGGAGAGAGACUGAGAGGCUGAAGAGUGAAGUGUCCUCUCUGACUUCUGCUCUGGAGGAGGCCACGGAGGCUCAAACCAAAGUGGACCUGCUGCAGAAGGAGACACAGGACCUCAAGAAGACUCAGGAGCUGAAGGAAAAAGUCUCGUCUCUGACAUGUGCUCUGGAGGAGGAGAGGAAGAAGGUCACUGAGGCUCAGACCCAAGUGUCCUUUUAUAAAGAAGCAUUGACUAAAGAAAAGUUGUCUGUGAAGGGGUUGGUAAAAGAGACACAUGAACUGAAGGAAGUAGUGUCCUCUCUGACAGAGAACCUGGGCGAGGAGAGGAACAAGGUCUCAGAAGCUCACAGUGAAGUGGAGCUGCUGCAGACAGUAGUGUCCUCUCUGACACAGGACCUGGAGGAGGCCAAGGAGGCUCAGACCAAAGUGGACCUGCUGCAGAAGGAGACACAGGAGCUCAGGAGUGCAGUGUCCUUAUAUAAAUCAUCUCUGACUGAAGAAAAGUCGUCAGUGACGGAGGCCAAGGAGAAACAGCAAGAGCUGCUGAAAGAGACACAUGAACUGAAAAAAGAAGUGUCCUUUCUAAAAACAACUCUGGAGGCAGAAAGGAUCUGCUCAGUGGAGUCUCAGACAACAGUGAACGUGCUUGAGACACAGACACAGGGGUUGAAGGAUCAGGUCUCCUCUCUGACCAGUGCUUUGGAGAAGGGCAGGAGGAGUCUGGAGGAGACUCAGAGUGAAGUGCAGAGACUGGAGAAGGAGUCACUGCAGCUGAAGGAAGAGGUGUCCUCUCUGAAAUCUGCUCUGGAGGAGGCCAAGGAGGCUCAGACCAAAGUGGACCUGCUGCAGAAGGAGACACAGGAGUGUCUCCUGUGUCUCCUGUGUCACCUCAGGAGUGAGGUGUCCUUUUAUAAAGCAGCUCUGACUGAAGAAAAGUCAUCAGUGAAAGAGGCUAAGGGGAAACAGCAGGAGCUGGUAAAACAGACUCAUGAACUGAAACAUGAGGUCUUCUCUCUGACUCAGGACCUGGAGGUACAGAGGAACACUGUCUCAGGAGCUCAGCUCACAGUGGACCUGCUGCAGAAGGAGACACAGGAGCUCAGGAGUGAAGUGUCUUUUCUAAAAACAACUCUGGAGGCAGAAAGGAUCUGCUCAGUGGAGUCUCAGACAACAGUGAACGUGCUUGAGACACAGACACAGGUGUAUCAGGUCUGCUCUCUGACCAGUGCUCUGGAGGAGGACAGGAGGAGUCUGGAGGAGACUCACAGUGAAGUACAGAGGAUGAAGAAGGAGACGCUGCAGCUGAAGGAAGAGGUGUCCGCUCUGACACAGGACCUGGACGAGGAGAGGAACAAGGUCUCAGAAGCUCACAGUGAAGUGGAGCUGCUGCAGACAGAAGUGUCCUCUCUGACUUCUGCUCUGGAGGAGGCCAAGGAGGCUCAGACCAAAGUGGAGCUGCUGCAGAAGGAGACACGGGACCUCAGGAGUGAAGUGUCCUUUUAUAAAUCAGCACUAACAGAAGAAAAAUCGUCAGUGAAGGAGGCUGAAGGGAAACAGCAGGUGCUGUUGAAAGAGACACAUGAACUGAAGAGUGAAGUGUCCUCUCUGACUUCUGCUCUGGAGGAGGCCACGGAGGCUCAAACCAAAGUGGACCUGCUGCAGAAGGAGACACAGGACCUCAAGAAGACUCAGGAGCUGAAGGAAAAAGUCUCGUCUCUGACAUGUGCUCUGGAGGAGGAGAGGAAGAAGGUCACUGAGGCUCAGACCCAAGUGUCCUUUUAUAAAGAAGCAUUGACUAAAGAAAAGUUGUCUGUGAAGGGGUUGGUAAAAGAGACACAUGAACUGAAGGAAGUAGUGUCCUCUCUGACAGAGAACCUGGGCGAGGAGAGGAACAAGGUCUCAGAAGCUCACAGUGAAGUGGAGCUGCUGCAGACAGUAGUGUCCUCUCUGACACAGGACCUGGAGGAGGCCAAGGAGGCUCAGACCAAAGUGGACCUGCUGCAGAAGGAGACACAGGAGCUCAGGAGUGCAGUGUCCUUAUAUAAAUCAUCUCUGACUGAAGAAAAGUCGUCAGUGACGGAGGCCAAGGAGAAACAGCAAGAGCUGCUGAAAGAGACACAUGAACUGAAAAAAGAAGUGUCCUUUCUAAAAACAACUCUGGAGGCAGAAAGGAUCUGCUCAGUGGAGUCUCAGACAACAGUGAACGUGCUUGAGACACAGACACAGGGGUUGAAGGAUCAGGUCUCCUCUCUGACCAGUGCUUUGGAGAAGGACAGGAGGAGUCUGGAGGAGACUCAGAGUGAAGUGCAGAGACUGGAGAAGGAGUCACUGCAGCUGAAGGAAGAGGUGUCCUCUCUGAAAUCUGCUCUGGAGGAGGCCAAGGAGGCUCAGACCAAAGUGGACCUGCUGCAGAAGGAGACACAGGAGUGUCUCCUGUGUCUCCUGUGUCACCUCAGGAGUGAGGUGUCCUUUUAUAAAGCAGCUCUGACUGAAGAAAAGUCAUCAGUGAAAGAGGCUAAGGGGAAACAGCAGGAGCUGGUAAAACAGACUCAUGAACUGAAACAUGAGGUCUUCUCUCUGACUCAGGACCUGGAGGUACAGAGGAACACUGUCUCAGGAGCUCAGCUCACAGUGGACCUGCUGCAGAAGGAGACACAGGAGCUCAGGAGUGAAGUGUCUUUUCUAAAAACAACUCUGGAGGCAGAAAGGAUCUGCUCAGUGGAGUCUCAGACAACAGUGAACGUGCUUGAGACACAGACACAGGUGUAUCAGGUCUGCUCUCUGACCAGUGCUCUGGAGGAGGACAGGAGGAGUCUGGAGGAGACUCACAGUGAAGUACAGAGGAUGAAGAAGGAGACGCUGCAGCUGAAGGAAGAGGUGUCCGCUCUGACACAGGACCUGGACGAGGAGAGGAACAAGGUCUCAGAAGCUCACAGUGAAGUGGAGCUGCUGCAGACAGAAGUGUCCUCUCUGACUUCUGCUCUGGAGGAGGCCAAGGAGGCUCAGACCAAAGUGGAGCUGCUGCAGAAGGAGACACGGGACCUCAGGAGUGAAGUGUCCUUUUAUAAAUCAGCACUAACAGAAGAAAAAUCGUCAGUGAAGGAGGCUGAAGGGAAACAGCAGGUGCUGUUGAAAGAGACACAUGAACUGAAGAAAGAAGUGUCCACUCUGACUUCUGCUCUGGAGGAGGAGUGGAACAAGGUCAUGGAGGCUCAGAGUCACAUGGACGUGUUGGAGAAGGAGACGCUGCAGCUGUUGUCUGCAGUGACAGACCUCAGCCUCAGGGGGGCGCAGCAGGAGCAGAGCAUUCAGCAGCAGCAGGACGUGUUCACAGCUCAACAGCAGGAACUCCAAACUGCUGUGGCUCAAAUGAAAACUCUGUCAGACAAGCUAGAGUCUGAGGAGCAGAGGAGGACACUGCUGGAACAGAAGAUAGAGGAGCUUUCUCUCUCUCUGACCUCUUCACAGAAGACCAGCUCCACUCUGAGGCAGGAGAACAACCUGCUGCAACAAACCAUGGCCAGGAUGGAGCAGCAGCGACAGGAGGAACUCCUCCUGAAGAAGAAGAGGAAGAGGAGGUGGUUCUUAUGUGGCUCUGAAAGAGCUUCCAGCCAAUAA
Molecule: messenger RNA, 3879 nt
Organism: Knipowitschia caucasica
Lineage: Eukaryota; Metazoa; Chordata; Actinopteri; Gobiiformes; Gobiidae
Source: the annotation of a GenBank genome assembly